AUGACAAUUUCUACUGAUUUGUUAAAUAUCUUACGAGGAUUUGUUUUAAUCGUCCUAUAUAUUAAUAUACAAAUUUUGCGUGUAAGUACAAAUGAAAUCGAACUGCGACGAUUAUUAUUUCAUAAACGAGCAUAUGAUCAAAAUGUUUGUCCCGAAGCAGGUGUUACUAAAGUUCAUACAAAUUUAAUUUUACUUCAAAUUGAAAGCGUCAAUGAAAAAGCACAGGUUGUCACAAGUAAUAUUCAAUUAACAUGUGCAUGGUGUGAUCCAUAUAUGUCAUGGAAUGCUUCUCGGUUUAAUAUAACUGAACUUUCAGUUGGUUCAGGUUAUUUAUGGACACCUGAUGUUGUUGUCGUUAAUUCAGCUGAUGGGAAAUAUUCGAGAAAUCGAGAAAAUUAUGCAAUCAUUCUUCGACAUGAUGGUUAUGUUCGAUUCAUGUUUCAAGAUCUAUGGAAAACCAUAUGUAAAGUUCGUUCAACAUAUUUUCCAUUUGAUCAACAACAUUGUACAAUAAUAAUUCGUAGUGGCUCACACGAUACUCAGUCGAUUAAAUUUAUUCAACGACGUCUUAUUCAAGGUCGUUCAUUUAUACGUGGUGAAUGGGAACUAGUUCAUUCUUAUACCGAGAUUACUGAUGAACGUGUAUCGGAUUUUGGUCAAGUUGAUUAUAGUCUUGUACGUUUUUCAUUAAUAUUAAAACGCAACCAUUUACAUUACUUAAUAAAAAUCAUAUUACCGUUUACACUUGUUUCAUUUGUAACAUUAUUUACAUUUUUACUACCACCGCAAUCCGGCGAAAAGUUAACAUUAAAUGUUACAAUAUUAUUAUCAUUAGUUAUUUAUUUACAAUUACUUAGUGAAUAUAUACCUAAAUCCGAUGAUGAAACUCCAAUAUUAACAUUAUUUUGUAAUGCAAACUUUUUUUUAGUUUUUCUAUCAUGCAUUAUGACUGUUUAUGUCCUAUAUUUAUAUCAUCGUCCAUCAACAUCACAUAUAGCAUGUGUACCAACAUAUAUGAAAAGAAUAUUACUCGAUCAUUUAAGUCCAUUUGUUUCUUGUAGCAUAAAUAAAUAUAGAAAGAAAAAAUCAUUAUCAAAAAGCGAGAUCAAAGAAAAUCAACCAAGACGUUUAAGUAGUAUUGAAAAGAAUAUAUGUCAUAUUUUUUCUAUAACACCUUCAGUCGUAACAUCUAACCAACAGGCUGUUGAAAUACUUCAAUGUUUACAACAAAUUAAAACAUAUAUACGUACACAAUGGUUAUUACCAUUACAAUCACAUAAUGAAUAUGACAUGGAUAAUCAUUUUUUAAAAAUUGAUAAUCAACAACGUUUACAUGAAUGGCAACUAGUUGCAUUAGUUCUUGAUCGAAUUUUCUUUAUAUUAUUUAUUAUUGCUAUGCCAUGUACGGCUUUAUUAUUUGUAUCAGCACAUUUGUCGGUUGCAAAUGAUUUGCGUUCAAAUUUAACAACUACUAAGUUACCAACAGUUGAUGCGAAAUGUGAUUUAUUAUAUAAACCUAUGAUAACAUAA
Molecule: messenger RNA, 1530 nt
Organism: Rotaria socialis
Lineage: Eukaryota; Metazoa; Rotifera; Eurotatoria; Philodinida; Philodinidae
Source: the annotation of a GenBank genome assembly